AUGGAGGCUCCGAAACGACCUACCCCUUCUCUCGCCGGACGUGUUGCUAUUGUGGUCGGCGCUGGUUGCAAGGGGGAAGGAAUUGGCAAUGGACGAGCAGCAGCCAUCCUGCUUGCCGAAUCAGGCGCUCGCGUUGUCUGUGUUGAUCUCUCGCAAACAGAUGCAGAGCGAACAGUCCAGAUGAUUCAGAACGACGGAGGAGAUCGGGAAGCAAUAUCCAUUGUGGCUGACGUGGCGAAGGAAGAGGAAUGCAACCGUGUUGUUCAGGAAACUAUUUCCAAAUAUCGCCGCCUUGAUAUUUUGGUCAACAAUGUUAGCAUAAUCGGGGCAAGGGGAACAGCAGCGACUGUCAAUAUGAGCCAUUGGGAUGUAGGAAUGCGGAUAAACGUCAACUCCAUGGUUAUGAUGACCAAGUAUGCUAUUCCAUACAUGGAAAAAAAUGAGCGUGGUCAGUACCGGGGUUCCAUCAUCAACCUGUCCUCAAUCGCUGACAUGAGGGGUGGUUCACCAGACUUGAUGUACGCAACAUCAAAAGGUGCCAUCAUCAAUAUGACAAGAGCAAUGGCAGAACACCACGCGGCACAAGGUAUUAGAGUCAAUUGUGUCUGCCCUGGGAUGGUGUAUACACCUAUUGUUUUCGCCGGCGGUGGUAUGAGUGACGAAAUGCGAGAGUCUCGGAAAAAUCAGUCGUUACUGAAGACAGAAGGCUAUGGGUGGGAUAUCGGAGCUGCGGUCAGGUUCCUAGCUGGUGAUGAGGCUCGCUGGAUCACAGGGAUUGUCCUUCCGGUUGAUGCUGGAAUCACCUCUGCUAUCACGGUUACGGUCCCCCAAAAGUUAUAA
Ilyonectria robusta is the source of this 840-nucleotide messenger RNA. RefSeq lists its product as uncharacterized. Gene Ontology annotation, molecular function: oxidoreductase activity. The record is from RefSeq and is a predicted model, not a curated record. The transcript is spliced from 2 exons. Bases 1 to 840 code for a protein of 279 amino acids. NCBI's taxonomy places the organism in Eukaryota, Fungi, Ascomycota, Sordariomycetes, Hypocreales, Nectriaceae.